AGAAAAACUGAGUGAAUUCGUAUACAUGAAACAAGCAAGCAAACCUAUCAGCAUAUCGAAGUAUUCUCUCUAACUGGUCGGAUAAAAACAUAAGAUUAGAAUACUUCCAACAUUUUGUGUGUGUGGUAAACCUGUGCGAUUCUGCAGCAUGCAUUUGGGAAGCUUUUGGAUAACAAAAGAACAAGUGUGAAAAUUCAGAAUUUUGUGAAAUAUUUUACAGCCUUAUUACAAACUGUAAAAACCAUAUAACUAUAGUUUGGUACUCCUAUAUUGGAUUUAACAAAGAAGGAAUUUGGACUUAGAAUAAAAAAGAAAAUAAAAAACUUGAUUUCUUUCAUCUGGACCUAAAAUAAAAUGGAAACAGAACAGCAACACGCCUGGCUCCGCACCGAGGCCCCCAGGAACGCCUAUGAGUCUGUGGGGAUGCUACCUUCUGAGGACGUGGGGGACAUGUUCCCCCCGCAUUUCCUGGAGUCCAACGCAGGGAUGAAUGGAUAUUACAACCAAGCAGCACGCGCAAUGCACAACUACCGAUCUAGUCAUGUUCCUGGCAGCAACUGCAGGCCGUAUUUCCCAGCGGCCCUUCACCCGUUCGUCGCAGCAGAGAAGCCCAUUCACGCCCAUUCCGGGUGGCCCAGUAUGAGCCCAUACAACACCAAGCACCAGAGUCCCACAGCUCCCCUCUCCGUGCACCCCCCUACCUCCAGCUCCUUUAACUUCCCUCCCACUCCCCCGAAAGACGGAUCCACCCCUGAGACAACAUCUUCCACAGAAUACACCCCAGACAGCAAGCCCCCCAAACCCUCGGACUCCCAGGAAAACGGCAUCUCUUCCUUCAUCUCCAGCUCCCAUUCAACUGCCCACCCCAUUCCCACGUAUCCGUCGUAUACGUCGGACUACCAUAGUUUCCACCCGGCAGCCAGCGUAUUCAAGGCGACGUCAGCCCUGUCACGACCCAGGACAAAGGCCCGCUCAAGUGCAGGACUGGGAGGGCGAACUAGUGAGCUGAUUUCCAUGGUUUUCCCCGGCAGUGUGCGCCAAAAUACUCAAGAGGGCCGGGAGUGCGUCAACUGUGGGGCUACCUCCACCCCUCUGUGGAGGAGGGAUGGGACCGGCCACUAUUUGUGCAAUGCCUGCGGUCUGUACCACAAAAUGAACGGACAGAAUCGACCCCUCAUCAAACCCAAGCGGCGACUGUCUGCUGCCAGAAGAGCAGGGACAAGUUGCGCAAACUGUGGGACAAACACCACAACAUUGUGGCGACGCAACGGCAACGGAGACCCCGUCUGCAACGCUUGCGGACUCUACUACAAACUCCAUAACGUUAACCGCCCGCUUACAAUGAAGAAAGAUGGAAUUCAGACCCGGAACAGGAAAAUGUCCACUAAAAGCAAGAAAAACAAGAAAGGAAUGGUUAUGUCCGACCUAUUAAAGCCAAGCUUGGACAAGCCUUUUGGAGGAUUCCCACCAAACCUGAACGCUAUGCAUGCACCAAUGCCAACAUACAUGGGAGGGGGAUCGUCCAUUGGCGGAAGCUACUUUACCCACGGAUCAUCACACAUGCAGGGCUCCACCGGACUGGGUCAUUCCGGAUUCUCCAGCGCCUACAACAACUUCCCGUCAUCCAUGCCCUCAUCGUUCUCCAGUAUAUCCAGUAACUACAACUCUGGACUCCCUUCCGGUCUUAACCUCUCAACAACAACGGCAGGAGGAUUCCCUUCCGGUCUCAAUCUCUCUUCCGGUUCAAAUAUGAUCGGAGCCAUGGCCUAAGAACCUUUUUAUUUUGACCAUAUUUUACGAGUAGUCAACAGAUUAUACGAAGCGAAUCUGUGAAAAAUGAGGACUUAUAACUCUAUGAUGUGGCGUGUGAAAAGGGAUAAAAUGUUGACAAUUUUGUUGCCUAUUUGGCAUUUUGUGUGCUAAAUAUAGACUGAGAGGUUCAGUGCGCCUUAGAGACGAGCAGCCGAAGCUUCCCGAUGCUAUAUUUCAUGAAUUGGUUCGAAACACGGAAAAGUGAACCAGAACUACGCAUGCGCAAUAAUCGUUCAUGAAUAAAGAAACAGACAGCAAAGGUAAUACGGAUGCGUGUGAUCGUCCCAUUUGCAGAAAGAAACUCGUUUGUCACGAAAAACUCUAUCCCUAAUAGGGAUAUAUUUAUAAGUCACGGACAACCGCGACGCUGGAGUGGGACAUUUGAAGUUUCAAGUUUCACAAGCCUAUUCAUCGAUAACUAUCGGUGUGAAAUAAAACCGAAAGCCAAGAAGCAACAUGACAGAAAGCGGUGACUUGGAGGAACUGCUUUGGGUAAAUCUACCCACCUGCAGGUCGAGUUUGAACGCAGGGGCCAGACUCGCGGAGCGUACUCUGUCGCUCCGACAGUUAUGUAUGUGUGCUUAUGAACUUUUGAGAGAUAAAAAACCGAAGCAGCCUAUUGUCAAAGUUGGUGAGAAAAUGGCCGUUUUUCUGUCGUCGUUGUAACCUAAGUCGGUGCUUUACUAACAAUGGGUGUCCCCUUAGGACUAGAUAUAUUCGGACUUUUAUAGAAGAAUUAUCAAGACUAAUUAACAUGGGGAUGCUAAUUAGCCAAAGGUGUGCUUUUUAUGAUUUAGUGACUUUUUUUUAUUAAUACAUUGGUGUCCAUCUUAAGAAUUUUGACUAUGAAUCUCUUGAUAUUUUUUUUUUUGAAACGCAGCAUGGUUUUUUCUUGUUGUUUGCUCAAUAUGAUUAUUUUUAUUUGAAUUCAAUAUUUAGUGUUAUGUUCUGAUCUUAGAUAAGAUGAAAUUUUAUUUUGUGUAAAUACUUAAUUUAUUUGUUCUUCCAUCCUGGAGGAGUUUUAUAACAUGCUUAAUCUUUUAUCCAUGACACAAAGAAAUGUUGCGUUUCUAGUCUUCAUUGUACAGGAAUGGGUGUUUGAAAACAAAA
Molecule: messenger RNA, 2922 nt
Organism: Magallana angulata
Lineage: Eukaryota; Metazoa; Mollusca; Bivalvia; Ostreida; Ostreidae
Product: transcription factor GATA-3-like
Exons: 7
Coding region: 355-1770 (471 amino acids)
Biological process (GO): negative regulation of transcription by RNA polymerase II; positive regulation of transcription by RNA polymerase II; cell fate commitment
Cellular component (GO): nucleus
Molecular function (GO): zinc ion binding; RNA polymerase II cis-regulatory region sequence-specific DNA binding; DNA-binding transcription factor activity, RNA polymerase II-specific
Source: RefSeq, a predicted model, not a curated record